GUCUUUGGGAAAAAAAUAGAGGAAUUCACUCUCAGUUUCACUUUCAAGAUUGCAGCAAAUCUGCCAUGCCUUCCUGGUGAAAACGACUGAAUUUGGACUAAUGAAAAAAGGAACGGUCGGCUGUUAUCAGAGUAAAUGAAGAGGCGAGAAUCAUGAACCAGAGUUUACCUUUUCAUAUCUACUACUUUUUGGGACUGUUGCCCUUGUGGAUACUGUGUACAUCUUCUGCCAAUAAAUGUGUUGUUAGACAAGAAGUAGCUGACUGCAGUCAUCUGAAGUUGACUCAAGUGCCUGAUGACCUUCCGGCAAACAUAACAGUGUUGAAUCUCACCCAUAAUCAGCUCCGAAGAUUACCAUCUGCCAAUUUUACAAGAUAUAGCCAACUUACUAUCUUGGAUGGAGGAUUUAACUCCAUCUCAAAACUGGAGCCAGAAUUGUGCCAAAAACUCCCCCUGUUGGAAAUUCUGAAUCUCCAACACAAUGAGCUAUCUCACCUUUCAGAUCAAACUUUUGUCUUCUGCAUGAAUUUGACUGAACUCCAUCUAAUGUCCAAUCCAAUCAAGAAAAUUCAAAAUAAUCCCUUUCAAAACCUGAAGAAUUUAAUCAAAUUAGAUCUAUCUCAUAAUGGUUUAUCAUCUACUAAAUUAGGAAGUCAGCUCCAACUGGAAAAUCUCCAAGAGCUUCUGUUAUCAAAUAAUAAAAUUAAUGUACUGAGACCUGAAGAACUUGAUUUCCUUGGUAAUUCUUCUUUAAAAAAAUUAGAGUUGUCAUCAAAUCCAAUUAAAGAGUUCUCUCCAGGGUGUUUUCAUGCAAUUGGAAAAUUAUUCGGUCUCUCUCUGAACAAUGCUCAACUGACCCCCAGCCUCACAGAGAAGCUCUGUUUGGAACUGUCAAACACAAGCAUUCAGAAUCUAUCCCUGAGCAACACCCAGCUGUACAGAACGAGCAAUCUGACUUUCGUUGGAUUGAAGCACACAAAUCUCACCAUGCUCGAUCUUUCCCACAACAACUUAAAUGUGAUUGAGAAUAAUUCCUUUGCUUGGCUUCCACAUCUAGAAUAUUUCUUCCUGGAGUAUAAUAACAUAGAGCAUUUGUUUUCUCACUCCUUUUAUGGGCUUCUCAACGUGAGAUACCUGGAUUUGCGACGCUCUUUUUCUAAACAAAGCAUUUCCCUUGCUUUGCAUCCCAAGAUUGAUGAUUUUUCCUUUCAGUGGCUAAAAUGUUUGGAGUAUCUUAACAUGGAAGACAACAACUUUCCAGGCAUAAAAAGCAAUAUGUUCACGGGAUUGAUAAAGCUGAAACACUUAAGUCUCUCCAACUCCUUCGCAAGUUUGCGGACUUUAACCAAUGAAACAUUUUUGUCCCUUGCUCAGUCUCCUUUAGUCACACUCAAUCUAACCAAAAACAAAAUCUCAAAAAUUGAGAGUGGUGCUUUUUCUUGGCUGGGCCGCCUACAGGUACUCGACCUUGGCCUUAAUGAAAUCGGGCAAGAACUCACGGGCCACGAAUGGAGAGGUUUAGAAAAUAUUGUUGAAAUCUACCUUUCCUACAACAAAUGCCUACAACUGACUAGCGGCUCUUUUGCCUUGGUUCCAAGCCUCCGACGACUGAUGCUCCGAAGAGUGGCCCUUAGAAAUGUGGACGGCUCCCCUUCACCUUUUCAUCCUCUUCGAAACUUGACUAUUCUGGAUCUAAGCAACAACAAUAUAGCCAACAUAAAUGCUGAGCUGUUGGAGGGUCUUGAGAAACUAGAAAUUCUGGAUUUGCAGCAUAACAACUUAGCAAGGCUAUGGAAACGUGCAAACCCCGGUGGUCCUGUUCAUUUUCUAAAGGGUCUUUCUCACCUCCACAUUCUUAAUUUAGAGUCUAAUGGCUUUGAUGAGAUCCCAGCAGAGGUAUUCAAGGACUUAUUUGAAUUAAAAAGCCUUUAUUUAGGAUUGAAUAAUUUAAACAUAUUUCCACCAUCUGUCUUUGAUGGUCAGGCAUCUCUAAAGUCAUUGAACCUUCAGAAGAAUCUCAUAACAUCAGUUGAGAAGAAUGUUUUUGGGCCAGCCUUCAGGAACCUGAGUAAUUUAGAUAUGAGCUUUAAUCCCUUUGAUUGUACCUGUGAAAGUAUUGCCUGGUUUGUUAAUUGGAUUAACCGGACCCACACCAACAUCUCUGAGCUAUCAAGCCAUUACCUCUGCAAUACUCCACCUCAAUAUCAUGGUUUCCCUGUGAUGCUUUUUGAUAUAUCACCCUGCAAAGACAGUGCCCCCUUUAAACUCUUUUUCAUAAUAAAUACCAGUGUCUCAUUGAUUUUUAUCGUUAUCGUACUGCUUAUCCAUUUUGAAGGCUGGAGGAUAUCUUUUUAUUGGAAUGUUUUAGUGCAUCGAAUUCUUGGUUUCAAAGAAAUAGACAGACAGCCAGAACAGUUUGAAUAUGCAGCUUAUAUAAUUCAUGCCUAUAAAGAUAAGGAUUGGGUCUGGGAACACUUCUUUUCAAUGGAAGAAAAAGAUCAAACUCUCAAAUUUUGUCUCGAAGAAAGGGACUUUGAGGCAGGUGUCCUUGAACUCGAAUCAAUUGUUAAUAGCAUCAAAAGGAGCAGAAAAACUAUUUUUGUUGUAACACAGAAUCUACUAAAAGAUCCAUUAUGCAAAAGAUUCAAGGUGCACCAAGCAGUUCAACAAGCUAUUGAACAAAAUCUGGAUUCCAUUAUAUUGAUCUUUCUUGAGGAGAUCCCAGAUUAUAAACUGAACCAUGCACUCUGUUUGCGAAGAGGGAUGUUUAAGUCUCACUGCAUCUUGAGCUGGCCAGUUCAGAAAGAACGGGUAAAUGCCUUUCAUCAUAAAUUGCAAGUAGCGCUUGGAUCCAGAAAUUCAAUACAUUAAAUUUAUUUCAAGACUAAGGUAACAGAGGAGUAACUUUCCCAACUUAAAAAGUUUCGUAGUCAAUUUAGGCUUUAUUUGAAAAUAAUGUAAAUCUGUUUAUUCAUAUUCAGAGAGUAUUGUCCCAUGAUUCUAUCUCUCUAUCGCAGGCCUUUUAUUACCAGCUGAGUUAAUUGGACCCAAAAUAAACAUAUAAGAAUAUCUUCUACGAAUGAAUAUACAAUUGGUUACUGAGGUCUAUGACAACUUAAGAAAGUUUUAAAAUAUUCCUCAUUCAAAGAAAAGUUAGAAUUAUGGGAAGGUUUCUGAUAAUUAUAUUUGGAGUUUUUUUAGAUGCACUCAGUAGAAUAAGAGAUAAUUGUUUUAGUGGAUACAAUGCUCUUUCAACUGUGAAAGAGUAAAAUACAUACCCCAAUUUUUAAAAGCUUAGGUAUAGUAUUUUUUUUUUCAUUUGGAAAGCUUUUAUUUUAGUGGUGCCUGUCUCAGUGUUGAUUUUGUUAAGUGUUAAAUCCCAUUUUAAUAUACAGAUUCAUGGUCAGAAAACAUUUACGGUUCAUUUUGAUCACUUAGUAAAAUAAACAUUUUAAUAAAUACUUACUUAUAUUUUCCUGACAUUUGGGUUUCUGCUAUAGGUGUUAGAAGAAACAAUCCUCUUACUUAAAAAUAUUACAAAAAAAAAAAA
Molecule: messenger RNA, 3549 nt
Organism: Callorhinus ursinus (northern fur seal)
Lineage: Eukaryota; Metazoa; Chordata; Mammalia; Carnivora; Otariidae
Source: RefSeq, a predicted model, not a curated record